CAGCACCGUAGAAACCCUAUCGGUAGUAUCUGAAAAGGCGAGCUCCCAAAAGCUCAAAUGUUUCAAAUCGCUUCUGGAUUCUACGCCUGCCCGUUUAUAACGGUUUUUCCCUCCCUCUCUUUCAUACCGUCCGAAACCGGAAGCGCCGCGGAGAAACCGGAAGCGGGUGCUUGACUUAGGGCGGAGGGCCGGGCCAGCGUUGCCAGGAGUCCUGGCCGCGUCGCGGAACGCUUCGGCGGGCUGGGAGCGCGCUCUGCCCGGCUGGGGGACGCAGACGCCCGCCUGGCCCUGCCGUUCCUGAGCCUAACCAAAACGAGAUGGAGGACUACGACACGUUUUGUGCGAAGCGCCUGGCGAGGCUCCAAGGAGAUCCGCUGCAGGGAGAGACGCCCCCAGCUCCUCAGCACAAUAACAUUUCCCUGAUACAGUUCCGUGGCGUCCCUGUGCUUCCUCCUCUGCUUAGCCUUGAAAGGAGAAAGGAAAUCCAGCAAGACAGACUGAAAGCUCUGGAUCUUGAACUCUGGAGGCAAAAUUCCAGGAAAAGCCUUUUGUUGAAUCGUGUUCAAGAGAUUCUGGAAAAUGUGCAGAUGAAGAAAUUGUCCAGUCCAGGUGAUUUAGAUCCUUCGGGGACGGAGAAGACGUGUUCCGCUUUAGAACCUCAAGUGAUUAAUGGCUUCAUAACUGAAUCUAACGGCAUUUCACCAAACUCUGCUGCUCUUUGUGAUUCUUCAGAGCCUGAAAAGACACUGGUAGCUAAGCCAGCAGAUACCCUGGUUGAAUCUGGUGGAAACCUACUUGGAGAAACUGAACGGCUUAUACCUGAUAAACAAAAGAAUGCUUACCCCAGCUUGUCUGAAAAGAGGGUUUGCUCAGAAAGUUCCUUCGCCUUUCCAGGAGAUUCACUUUCUUCCACUGAGACUGCAAAGCAAGAGGACGUCGACUCGGGGCAGGCUGCCAUUGCAACUCCGGACCCCUACAUAACGAGCCUUCAGAAUCUCUUGAAAAAAUCCAGGGAAUACAUACAGAGAGAACAAAGCCGGCGUAGCAUGAGGAGCAGUUCGAAGAGAAGCCUCAGCGAAAGCCUUUCUGAUAAAGAAAACGAUACAGUGAAAGACUCCAUGAAAGAGAAAGGAAAGUUCAUGGGCCGGAGUUACAUGGCAGCGACGCUUGAAAAGCCAAACCUUACUUCUCUGCAAGGUACCUCUGCCCCCAAAAAUAGCACAAGGGUUGUAGCCUCGCCCAGUUUCUCCAAAGCGGACAUACCCAUGAGAUCCGGGACCCCACCCGCGCUGGAUUCUGAUUCAGACGAAGACUUCAAAAAUGCCUCUCUGUUUGAUCGCGACAGCAGCAUCCUCCGAAGCCUGACAGGUUCUUAUUCGAAGUUGCCCAGCCCCGAGCCAAGCAUGAGCCCCAAAAUGCACAGGAGGCGCCCAAGACCUUCUUCAGUGGGGCACAUCGUCAUUAACAACCCAAUAAACGCCUUCGACUUAAGCCCCAAUGAAAAGGGGAGGGCUGUGGGCUUGAUCGGCCACCCUGCGGGUGACAGCGCGUUUGCCUCCGACCCCGUGCCAAAACUGACUCCAGACUUUGCUCCAGUUUGCUCUGGCAGUACUCGCGCUUUCAGCAUGAGCACUUUGGAUGUCUCUGAUGAACUGGCAGGUGUCAAACAGAACCAAGUCUGUCAGCCUCCUGGCAACCAGCAAGAAAGUGCAGGGUUUCCCACCAGUGCUUUGGCUGGAGGAGACGUUGUUAUGCUGGAUGGCAGAGGGAUAUCCCCUGCCGGCUUUUCAACCCCGAGCCUGCAAGGGCCCCCUGCAACUGGUGACCCUGUUGCCGUGCAAAACACAGCCAGCAUCGGUGGAGCCAAGCAAGCCGGUUUGCUCGACAAAGCCAAAUGUAGCGCAGCCACGGAACUUAACAAAUCCUACGAUGUGGAAAGCCCGUCCCCUUUGCUGAUGCAAACACAGCCCCUGCCCCAGAUGAACACCCCAAACGCGGGAAGUGAUCAGGCCUCAGAAAACGGCUUUGAAAAGGUAAAGCGGAGGCUCAAACUGGACUCAGACGGCGUGCAGAAGGAAAACAUGCCUUGCGCUCCCAGGGGAGGCGCCAGCGAGCCUCAGAAACACGACCAGAGACAUUCUGGGGGACCUGCCAGAAACGAGAUGGACGGCAGAGAUUCCAGGGAAGAGGAGGCUGUGCAAAUAAAAGUGCUGGCUCUGGAAGAAAUGAGGAAAAGACUGGAAGAACAGCACGCUCAGCAACUGUCCUUCCUGAUUGCAGAGCAAGAGCGAGAACAGGAAAGGCUGCAAAAGGAGAUUGAAGAGCAAGAGAGAAGGCUUAAAGGGGAGAAGGCUGCCUUAUCUGGAACGGAGAUCCUUCAGAUUGCUGUCAGCAGUGGGAUGGAUUUGCAAUGGCGAAAGAUCAGCGAUACCCUCUUUUUUGAAUCAGUGCUGACUCAAGUGGAAACACUGCAUAACUCUGAGAGCACAGGGCUUGUCAGCGCCAAGCCUGGCUCAACAGCUGACUCUCCGUUCUACCUCUGGGAACCGCCAGCAAAUGCAAAGCUGACUUCAGCAACCAGGUUGAUUAACAGGAGCAAAAUGAGGUGGUCUCAGGUGUAUAGUCACGAGAUGAAGAAGAAGUUAAAUAAGAUCUCUGCUCUGGCCAAGGGAUUUCUGACGCGCAGACUCUUGCAGACGGAGAAACUGAAGCACCUCCGGCAAACGGUCCAAGAUACAAGGGAGUUCAUUAGAAACUUCCAGACAGAAGCACCGUUGAAGAGAGGAACCGUCUCUGCUCAAGACGCUUCUUUGCAAGAACGAGUGGCGGCUCAGCUCAGAGCAGCCUUGUACGAUAUUCACGAUAUAUUCUUCAAAGUGGAAGUGUCUGAGAGGAUGGGUAUCUUGAGUCACGAUCGGGAAGUACGCAAAGAAAAAAUGCUGCGACAACUGGAUAAAGCUAAAACUCCUAGAGAGAGAGUGGUGCUUUCUACAGCCACCCAGAAGUCUCUGGACAGGAAGAAAUACAUGAAGGCUGCAGACAUGGGCAUGCCAAACAAAAGAACCAUAGUGAAGCAAAAGACGCCGGAAAACAGAGUUCUUCAGCCAAAUCAGGGACAGAACGCUCCCAUUCAAAGACUCCUUUCCAGACAAGGAACCUCUAAAACCUCAGUGAAGGGGGCUGAGCAAAAUAGAAAGAAGCCCUCAGAGAGCAGAGUGUCUAACAAGGCCCACUCAGGUGUGUAAAAAUGGGUGCUUGGAUCACAUUUAACAAGGAAAAGAGAGUAUAUGCAGGAAGAAUCCAAAGAAAGAAGCCAAGUGUUGUGACAACUUAAGGCGACAGCAUUCUCUGGGCUAAAGGAGGCAGCUUAGAUUUAUCUGUACAUGUCCGGCAUUGGUUGAGAUCUUCCGGCGGCUACAUGUGUGGAUAACUUUAAAUGAGGAAGGAUAUGCUUUGUGACACUCUGCGAAGAUGUCUGAAAGAUGUUUUAUGGAGCGGAAAAUGAAUGAGGCAGCGGACUUAAACAUUUAUUCUGCAUGUUCUAACUCUCCUGUAGAAACAGCUCCAUGCGUAUACCAGUAGCAUACAUUGCACAGCCUCAGGAAGAACGUUAUACUGUAAUUUUGCUGAUUUUGUUUUGCAAAUUUGUAUCUAAACUGCACUGUUUAAUUAUGUUAUUUUUUAAAUUGUUUAUGGACAUGACAGCGGCCUUCAUAAACUUCUGUUCAAGAGUUUCCAAAGAGAAGAUUGGCAACCAUUAAGACUUUGGUGUAACCACAUAAGGCCUUGCUUUUUCCCCUCCGAAAAUCCCAUGGGGCUGAUCUAGCUUUAAUUGCCAAGAUGUCGGUUUAAGCAUUAGAUGCUGCUGCUUACCUGGCAUGGGUCCUGGCAUGCUGGCUUUACUUCCUUCCUGUCGCGGCCUCGCUUCCGGCAUGCUGUGCAAACUUUGUUCCAACACCUGGCCUCUGAACGUGUUUUAAUGUGCUGUUCUCAGCCGUGAAUCCUUAAGAGCUCGAUUCAUUUGCUGCGGAAUCGGCAGUCACCAGGUCAAUGCUUUGCUGAUCCUUCAGCAAAUCUGAAAGGGAAAAGUUUUGAAAAAUAAAAAUGUUAACAAUGACAGUUUAGAUUUUUUUCCUGUUAUUUAAAUUGCUUUAAAAAAAAGAACCAGUGUCUUAUUUUGUAUUUUUCUCUUUAAAAAAAAAGAAAAAAAAGCUGAUAUUUGGAUAGGUUUUUUUGAAGAGGAAUUUUGACUUGUUCAUGGAAGAACAUUGGGACAAAGCCUUUUCCCCCCUUACAAUCCUAAAGCAUUCUAGUAGGUCUUUAUUAAGAGUGACUUGGAAUAGUUACCGGAGUACUGAAUAGUGUUCAGAAAUGCAUGGUGUCUCAAAUAGCUUUGGCUUUUAAUACACUGCUUGUUUUCAUAGGAAGUAUAAACUUUUAAACCACCCAAACCAUGGCUGAAAAAAGGAUUUGAUUAUUGCAAAGUUGCCCGUUGGUGAUGAGCUGCUUCAUUAUCACAAAGAUUGAACGAAACAGUUCAUCUCUCCGAAUGUGUAUAUACCUUAUCUGGUAAUUGUGCUGUUAAGUUGUUUUUUUUUAACAUGUGAAAUGCCUAGAGAUCGGUGAAAUGUGAAUGUCAAACUGGUAGCAAUAUUAUGCUUCUGUUGGAAACUUCAAACCUGACAACAUUACAGUGGAACUGAAAACAUUAGACAACACACUAUUGUAACGAUGAAACUGGAUGGAAACUUCAUCCUGUCGUUUAAUCAGCUGAUUAUGGAGGGGUGACUGGAAACCUACUGUUGGGCAUGUUCAAAUGCCCUGUCCUUACGUAUCAUGCAGUAUUUUGGGACUCUUGGUUUUGAGAGCAGCAGUGCCGGGCAGAAAAGAACAACUUCUGCAAGCCACGAUCAAUUUCAGCGGAUUCUUACAGCACAAUGUAAGGCUUCUUUUCAGAUGCUACUUAAUGGCUUAACUUACACGGCACAAUGCAAGCAUAUCUGAUUUUUUUGGAUUCCCAAAUAGUUUUUAAGGCUUAGAGUGCUUCAUAAUGCCUUCUGCAUGACUUGAAUAUUUUCCUUAGAUGUGUCCACAAAGGGGUGGUUGAAGAACCCCUAUUGGCAAGCUUAAUACAAGGAAUUAUCUUCCAAGUUAACCUACAGCUUACUUGAUGAACUGAUGCUAAAAAAAUACUGAGAUCUUGUUUGUAAAUCUGUUUGUAUUUGUUGUGGUGGUAAAUUUUGUUUAGACUAUAAGUAGAAGCAAGUUUCAACCUGACUUGAAAAUAUACGGCCCAGUUAAUUUUUCUCCAGGUAUCCUACGUACACUAUUUUUCUUUUUUAAUUUGAAAGUUUGUACUAAAAUGUCAAUUUUUUAACUGUCGUGAAGCUUUCUAUUUACAAGUGCCAGGACUUUUACAAAUAAUUUGAUGUUUUGUAUUUAUUGUAAUUUUCAGUUCAGUUUUUUUAUUUUUGAGUGGAAUGUAAUAUAUUAAAGUGGUAUUUUUGUACUUUUUGGUUGUCCUUUCUUGCUCUUGGUUUUUUUCUUAAGAAUAUUGCACAAUAAACCUUUUUUAUCUUUAAAACA
Sphaerodactylus townsendi is the source of this 5586-nucleotide messenger RNA. It is a transcript of the gene CCP110, whose product is annotated as centriolar coiled-coil protein 110. The transcript is spliced from 15 exons. Gene Ontology annotation, cellular component: centriole. The record is from RefSeq and is a predicted model, not a curated record. Lineage: Eukaryota; Metazoa; Chordata; Lepidosauria; Squamata; Sphaerodactylidae. The coding region runs from base 318 to 3245 and encodes 975 amino acids. Gene Ontology annotation, biological process: centriole replication; centrosome duplication; regulation of cytokinesis.